AUGGCUGCUCCCCGGCAGCGCCUCCUCACCCUCCUAGUUCUCCUCUCCUGCGCCGCUCUUUCUGCUGCCGGCUCCACCUCUCUCGUCAUCAACGAAGUCGACUAUGACCAACCCAGCACAGACACUGCAGAAUUCGUUGAGCUCAAAAAUGUGGGGGGGUCUAGCAUUGCUCUCAGCGGGUGGAGUCUCCAGCUUGUGAACGGGGGGGCAAGCCCCCCUGCUGUGUACAAGACGAUUGCGCUCGCCCCUGUGACGCUGGCGCCGGGGGGGUACUUUGUGGUGUGCUCAACGCAGGGGGGGACCUUGGCAAACUGCAAUCAGCAAGUUUCCCCCGCCACCGACCUGAUCCAAAACGGAGCCAGUGACGCCAUCGCCCUUGCAAACCCCUCCGGAACUAUAAUCGAUAAAGUUUCGUACGAGGGAACAGUUCCCGGGUACUCGGAGGGCACCUCCGCAGGGACUGACGACGGGGCCGCUGCACAAUCCCUCUCCAGGUGCUCCGACGGAACCGAUACGGACGACAACGGCGCCAAUUUCAAGCUGGUCGCCAUAACUCCGGGGGCUGCCAAUGCGUGCCCCUCCACUCCUGCCCCCACUUCUGCCUCCACGACCAACAGCCCCACCCCCGCUCCCAGUCAAUCCACAUCUACCUUCAGCUGCAAGAACGCCGCAGGCGCUGACGUGGACUGGUGGGUCGCGCUCAAGUUUCCGAAGCAGAGCGCCACAAAUCCGGACGGCGGGAUGUACGCCUACAUUGACAGCACGACCGAUCUGACGGCUAUCAACGCGUGGGCGAUCGAGACCAACAUGCAAACCACCGCGCGCGAUGACGCGCUCGCAAACACUCUCUACCAGAUGUACGACAACCAGGCCACCGCCGGGUACGCCAUGUGGAACGACGACUACCCCCCCUCCGUGACGACGAGCGCGGGCUCCGGCGGCGCGCACGCCAAGGGGGUUUUAGGGUUUACCGCCAACCAGGGCUUCUACCUCGUGCACAGCGCGCCCAACUUCCCGGACCCGCCGUUGACCAGUAAGCCGUUCCGCCCGUGCCGUUCCGUUGCAGAAUUACUGAUCUACGGCCAGAGCUUCCUGUGCGCCACUCUCCCUGCCGCCCAGAUCGACGGCGUUGCGAAGUUCAUCCAAACCGCCGGUCUUUGGAUCUACGACUCCCAGCUCCCGAGCGCAAUCGCCGGGCCUUACCCGCAUUUCGCGGCGCUUAUUGCGGCCAAGGACGGGUCGCCCACACCGGGCGCCCCGACGACCGUUUCCGGGGGCACGGUGGCCACCUCCGGGGGCCAGGCGUUUGCGCUAUUCGAGAAGGCUUCAUCCACCGGCAUCGGUUUGUACGAGUCCCUGGUGGAGCCAUACUUCGGGCUGUCCAUGGCCUGGGAGACGUGGCAGAACGGGUCCCCCAACCUCAACUCGUGCCCCACAAUGGGCUCCACUCUCGGCUCGUACACUAUCAGAAAUAUCACCGUGCCCGAGGCGCAGGCGAUCUCGGCAACGACCGGCAAGUGGGCGGUGACGUCCGACCACUCCAAAUGGGGCGUCCCGUACCCUUCCGGCACCCAGACGGUGUGCAUCGGCGACAUGAACCGGCAGGCGUCCCAGGCGAACCGCGGCGGCGGCACCGUCUGCUUCCUCAACAACCCCAACAUCGCCCAGCACUACACCAAGCUCAUCACCAACGUGGCUCCCUGCGAAGGUCCGUCUCGCUGCAUGAUCUGCUUCAAGUUGUUCCAAACAAAGGGUAGCACAAACACAGGGAGGAUUGGCAGUCUCCCCCCCUUCUCCCCCCCCUCUCUCCCCCCCGGGGGGGGAGACUAUAUUCUCCUCUGGUGGGGGAGAAGUCUCCCCCACAUGAGGGGCGGAGAACAGUCUCCCCCACCUGACGACUGUGGGGGAGAAUGUCUCCCCCGGUCGAGGACGGGGGGAGAAUUCUCCCCCUCACUUUUCGAGAGGGGGAGAGUAUUCUCCACCUGA
Klebsormidium nitens is the source of this 1986-nucleotide messenger RNA. Lineage: Eukaryota; Viridiplantae; Streptophyta; Klebsormidiophyceae; Klebsormidiales; Klebsormidiaceae. The record is from the annotation of a GenBank genome assembly.